UUCUUCAUCACCUCCGCCGCGGCGUCGCGCUGUCUCUCCGGUAGCGCUCGGGGGCUCGACAUCGACCCGCCCCCAGAGCGGCCGCGAGGGGUGGCGCGUCCUCGCCGUCGGCCUCUUCGUCUUCACCACCGCGGCGUCACGCCGCCUCUCCGAUAGCGGUCGGGGGCUCGACAUCGACAUGCCCCCGGAAUGGCCGUGAGGGGCGGCGUGACCUCGCCAACGGCCUUGCCUCCUUCACCACCACCGCAAUUCCGACCGCCCGUUCGCACGCGCCACGCGCGGGGCCUUGUUUCGGUUGGUGGUGUCCAUCCACGCGCCGUUCGCGUAUGCUUUCCGCCGCGUUGAGCCUUGCUCCGGCCGACACGCGCGCUGGCUCCUCCAUAUAUCAUCUAUGCUAGCUAGCUAGACCGAAGUCAAACAAUGGUCAAACUAUGACCAUACACUCCUUGUACACUAGCUUGAUGUAAAUCGUACACAACCCGGAUAAUCCCCGUACCAUGGUCAGAUAAUAGCCAUAUGGUAGUCAGACGAUUGCCGUAUACUGCUGAUACACAUCCCAGACAUUGGGUACGCACGCACCUCUGCUCAUCCUCUUAUGCGUCGUCGCCCCUGCGCUUCGGCUGUCCUUCCACGAGAGUUGGCGCGGCUCCUCGCUGGCCGGCGCGGCCCGCGGAGCCCCCGCGCGUUGAUCCGUUUCCCGCGUCGGCGCCCCUGUGCGCUGGCCGGGCCGGGUGCUCCUCGCCUAGUACCCCGCUGCACUCGCCAGCCGCCGGGUCCGCGUUGCUCCUCAUCUGCGCCACGCCCCGCGCUCAGCCGCCCCCACACUCGGCUGUGCUCCUCCGGCUCCGUGCCCGCGCCUCGGCCUCCGGCCUUGCCUGCGCGGCCGGCUUCUCCGUCCCCGCGCCGGCGCGCCACUCCCGUUCCGCCUUGCGUGCGCUCGCAGUUGGGCUCGCCCGCGUCCACGCGCCUGGCCCGGCUGGCCGCUGCCGCGCUCUGCCUCCUCCCCGCGGGCUGGCUGCCGGCUGCGCCUCAUCGCCUCCCCACACCGGCUCCGCGCCCGGCUACGCCACUCCCCUCCGCCUGCGUGCGCCCCUGUGGCCGCCUGCUCCGCCCCCGGGUCGCCCCGUGGCCGCCUGCUCCGCAUCCGGGUCACCGUGCCGGCCUGCCGGCUUCCCCGCCUCCCGGCCUGACGGCUCCGCCUUCCCGGGCCGCCUGCCCCGCGGCUGGGGACGGGCGCCCCUGCCGCCUCCGGCCAUCCGGCUCCCGCGGCCGCCUAGCUCAGCCGGCUGCCGCCCCUCCCCGGGCCAGGCUCGGCCUCCAACAGCACCGCGACGCCGGCCCCGUCGCCCUCCGCCUGCUCCGUCCACGCCACGACACCGAGCGCGCCUCCCCUCCCACUUGCUCCUCCGCCUGGGCCGCGUGCCCGCGAUGGCCCGGUCGUCUGCGUCGCAUCCCGUGGGUAGGCCGGCCUCCUCCAGCCACUCCUCCUCGCCCGAGCUGCUGUUGUCCGGCUUCCUCCGCCUCCCGCGCGACCCGGCCGGCCGGCUCCCGCGCUCACCGGUUUCCCUGGAACCCGGCCCCGUGCCGGCUCGGCCUCGCCGCCUCCAGCCGGCGACCCGGCGUUUGGCCGGCUUCGCCCGCCAACCCGGCGACCCGGCGCUUGGCCGGCUCCGCCCGCCAACCCGACGACCCGGCGCUUGGCCGGCUCCGCCUCGCAUCUCGGCCACCUCUCCGUCCCGCGCCACUGCUGGUCCUCUGACGGGCUCGUGCGCGCCGGCCGCUGCCGGGUCUGGCUCCGCCCGUCCUCGCAACCGCGCGGCCGCGUCUCCCGCGACCAGCUCCGCCUUCGCCCUCGCCGGCCCCGCCCCGUGUCGGGCCUCCUCCAGCCGGCCGCGGCUCCGGGCAGCCUCUCGCCCCGCGCGCCUCGCACGCCCGUCCGGCUCUGGGUGGCCGGCUCGCCGCCCCGCCUCCGCCAGCACCCGGCGCGCAUCCUCCGGCCCACGCUGCUCGCUGCUGCCGCCUUCUGCGAGCGGAAAAAGAAAGAAGAAAAAAAUAUGUGUGUGUAUCCGGCUGCCCAGAGUCGGGUGAAGAAAGGGCCGGGUGCCCACGGCCGGCUUGCUACAAAAAGAAAAAAAAAUUGUGUGUAUCCGGCUGCCCAGAGUUGGGUGAAGAAAGGGCCGGGUGCCCACGACCGGCUUGCUGCAAAAAAAAAAGAAAAAAAAUGCGUCCGACUGCCAGAUAUGCGUCCGACCGUUGGCUACCUGGCCGGCUGCAAAGAGCCCGACUGCCGUGUCGGGGUCCGCCCUUCAGCCGUCUGAAGAAGAAAAAGAAGACAAGGUAGUUGCCGGAAGAUCCGGCCCGACUGCUCAGCAGUCGGCCCGAAUCUCGGGGGCUACACCCAGCGGGUGCGCUGACGCGCCCCCGCGAGAAAGAAGAAAAGGUAGUUGCCGGAAGAUCCGGCCCGACUGCUCAGCAGUCGGCCCGAAUCUCGGGGGCUACACCCAGCGGGUGCGCUGACGCGCCCCUGCGAAGAUGAAGACAAAGUAGCUGCCGGAAGAUCCGGCCCGACUGCUUAGCAGUCGGCCCUACACCCAGCAGGUGCGCCGGCGCGCUCCGCGAGCGCCGAGUCGCGCCGGCAGUCUUCAACAACCGCGACUACACGAAAAUCAAUAUGACGGAUCCCAGGAGCCAGACGACACCACUGAAGACUAAUGCUACCCCGAGGGUUCCUACUACUACGUGACGGCCGCUGACGACUUGGAGUAGUUAGGAGGCACCCAGGCAGGAGGCCUUGC
Molecule: messenger RNA, 2795 nt
Organism: Triticum dicoccoides
Lineage: Eukaryota; Viridiplantae; Streptophyta; Magnoliopsida; Poales; Poaceae
Product: nascent polypeptide-associated complex subunit alpha, muscle-specific form-like
Exons: 2
Coding region: 517-2088 (523 amino acids)
Source: RefSeq, a predicted model, not a curated record